AUGUUCACACACCAGACACCCGAACCCCGUUAUUUGCUCGACCCCCCAAGGAGUCUCUCCACACCUCCACGAUCAGGCGACCCCCCGAUAACAGUCACUGCAGACUCAGGACCCGGGUCCACACACCCCCUCCCCAAACAGCAGCGCGUAGCCUCUUCACCAGCAACUGAAGAGCAGGGGAGGGGGUACCCGGACAGUCAGCAGGAACGCAGAGGCGACGGCGAGGCUGCUCAAAGUGUCUAUGCCGCUCCCGAACUCACGCACGGUCUCCGACUCGGCCCCUUGCGCCCGCUCAGUGUCACUGCCUCUCGCUCUGGGAAAAUGGCGGCUACGGCGGCGGCGGCGGCGGCCGCGGCGGCGGCGGCGGCGGCGGCGGCGGCGGCAAGUGCACGGGGCCCGCCCGCCCCGCUCCGCAGGGGCAGAGGGGGAGGGGACGAAGCUGCCCGCCGCCAUUUUGCUUGUGGGCGGCCUCUCGCCUUUGCCUCUCCACAGAGACUCGAAGAUAAUGAGGCUGGAGGCAGUGAGGUGGGGAGAACCUCCGUCUUCUUACAACCGAUGCGUUCAACAAUUGACAGAAGGUUUGGAGUCCGGCCUCAAGCUCAGGGUGAACCCGGCUGGGGUGUCAUUCGACGCCCACUAGGGGCUGAGGAGGCUCCAGUGCGCAGGCUCCGGGCACCGGAUAAAAGGGGACCUGGCGAGCCCAGCGCUGUCUCCAUGGAGGAGCAAGAAACGGAGGAGGUCGGGGGGAGAAACUGGAAAAAUACAGCCAGCGUCAACGCCGCCUCCCUGCCACCCUGUAUCGCGGUAAAAAGCUGCCGUUGCUGUCGGUGCAGUUGCAGUCGCUGCCUCCUACUUCUCUUGGCCCUGGGGGAAAAUUUCCCCGCCGGCAGGACAAUGCAGGAAGUGGGAAUUCCUUUAUUUGGCGGUGAUUAAACUGGGGAGGGAGAGAGAGGGUUAUCUCGAAGAAAAAUGGGGAGGCCAAAGAAUAAAACGGGUUUCCCCACUCAAAUGACAUGGUGAUUGCGGUUCUUCUUUUCGGGGUCUUUCCCCGAAAUGGCGGUUUCCGUCUUGUCCUAGCCUCACACCGACCCGGAGCGCUUGGUAAGCCGAGUGGGGAGAGGGAGAGGCAGUCUAUGCAGCCAAUCAAGGCUGGAUGGUUUUUGUCCGGCGCGUCGCGAUUGGCUAGCGAUGACCUCAUGCUGCAGCAGCGGGUGGGGCCACGGCGGUCGGGGGAGUCUGUUGGAAAGGCAGAGAGGGAGAAGUGGCGUUGGUGAUCGUUGCUGCAGCGGCCGAUAUGGAACCCAAGCAGUGCCGAAGGGAAUCUCAAGGCUCUUCCCUGACCAUUUUCUCCUGUCCCUGCGCGAGGUGAGGGCCCUGGCUCGGCCUCUGCGAAACUUUGGGGAGCUGGCGCGGACGAGGAGACACAAUUUCUCCCUUGACUUUUGUUAACUGCGUCAGGGCAAGAUGGCGCUGGGUCUCCGUGGGGCGCGGGGGGAGAGGCACGUCCACCGCCGCCGCAGCGCAUGUGACCGGGCUGCAUUCCUGUGGGGUUUGGCUCAGACCCAGGCUGGGGCGGGGGAGGGGAAAGGGCUGGGCGUAGGAGACUGUGGUGCAGUCGGCGUUGGCGGCCUGAAGAGGAAGAGUUGACUGUUCGAAAGACCUUCCCCUCCCCCAGACAGCAUAACAGCUGCGGUUCCUGGGGGAAAACCCCCGGAGGGACACUCCUUAUGGGGUGUGACCGCUGUUGGAGGAGGAGGAGGAGGUUUAACGCCCUAAUUUCUUAUCUGCCUUUCUCCUUGCAAAGUAUACUUAUGUAAGGUAGCAGCAGAUCCUUGGAGUGAGAAUCGGAAUCAACGUUGAGUCCCUAAGGACCACUGGCAUACUCAGCAAGGAGAGAGUAGCUCUUUAAGCCACAAAGUCGGGGAAUAUCAGUUAUUUUCUGAGGAGGUUUCUCAGAUGAGAUUAGAAAAAUAUUCCCUAAGUUUGGAGGCAAGUGUAAAUAACACCCAGGAACUCUUUAAGUUUUUGAAAGUUCCAGGAAUCCGAGGACUAUACAACUGGGUUUAAGGGCCGUUUUCAAACUUUCUGUGCCUUUUUUUCUGUACUUUAUAUUUCUUCCUGUGUCUUCUCAAUGUGUAUGUCCUACAAGAACAUGUAAUUCUACCAGUGGGAUUUGCUUUUCUUUUUGAAUAAAGGCAUAAUUACCAAACCAGUUGCCGUCGAGUCGAUUCCGACUCAUCGUGACCCUAUAGUACAGAGUAGAACUGUCCCAGAUUCCAAGGAGCACCUGGUGGAUUCGAACUGCAGACCCUUUGGUUAACAGCCAUCGCACUUAUCCACUAUGCCACCAGGAUUUCCAUAGGCAUAAACAGUAUUAAUAAAAUCUGCUAGUGCUUUAACUCAUACGAAGUUGUAAGGCUUCUUAUUUUUAAUACUUCAGGUGGUCUUUUGCCCUCUUUUUAAAAAUAAACUUGAUAGAAUUGUAAUCACUGCUGGUAAAUGUUAUUAAGAUUCCUGCACCCAUAUGAAAUGUUAAAAUCUACCUUUUAAAAUAACAGUAGUAUGAAUGAUAAUUUUAGUUUUUUGAAGCCUUAAUAGGUGGAGAUCUCCAGCAGUUCAAAAGGCUAUUUUGACACAUUCAGUAAGGUACACAAAUUUGGGGUUUGGUUAUUCCCAAUUGGUCAAACUAGUUACAGUGGUCAGCAAGUAAAUCGCGUUAAUAUAACGCUAAUUAGCAUUUAUUACUGUUAAAGAGGAUAUUAAAAACGUGUUUAUUGUUAUAUAAUUAAGAAAGCUUAAUUAGUAUUGUUCUGUACUGACACUCCUUAUAAUUUUCAAUACUUGUCUAAUACCUAGCUGUGCUAAUACUUCCCUCUUUCAAAUUAAGUGCUUGAGUUUGUAGCAAAUGACUGCUCAUCUAGUGAAGAUUUAAAAGGUCUUUCCUUGGGUGGUGUUGAGUGUGAGGGGGAGUUAGUGAACAAAGAUACUGGCAGCUAAAAUCUGGAUUAUUUUUUGAUGACACGUAUAUUUGGUGCUAGGAGAAAAUGCUUGCUUGACCUGAAAAGAUGAGUUUAACUUGGGGCCAAGGUUGUGGUGGUUUGCUGACUCUUAGUUGUAGAUUCUUGGUAAUUUGAAAACAAGAUUGGGUUUUUAGUUUAUUUUUCUGUAUUCUUAAAUUCUUUAGUAUUGAGAAUUUAAAGUUCAAAGUUUGUUGUUUUGUCCACUCCGAAAAUAAAAUGGGCCUUUUAUCUGUAUGAGGACUCCAGUAACUUCAAGAGUUACUUUGUUGUACAAAAGUUCAGUGAUGCCUUUCUUUCUCUCAUAGCAACAGUUAUUCCUGUUGGAAAAGAGGGACAAAAAAUGAAGUCAGUAGUUUUUAAGGUAAUUUUCAAAAUGGCCCUGUGCCUUAAUAAGGAAAACAGGCCAUCUUCCAAACUAGUAAAAACAAUCUCCCCCCACUCCCCACCCCCAUCUGGUACUUCUUGAGUUCCAAGUUUUCUUGACUUCACUAUGGUAUUUUAAAUAUUACUUGAAAUUACUUCUUCACCUCCUUGCAUGUUUUCCCUGAGUAAUUUCAUUCGUGCCUGCUAUUUGGCCACAGGCUUCCUGAACUCAGAGUUCCUAAGAACUUACUUCACUUAGCCUCUCAAAAAAAAAAUUUGCUACUCAUCCUACAUUUUAUGAGUUGGAUAAGUUAUACCCUAAACUUCCUUUUUGUUUUUGUUGAAGUCAUCACUUAUUUACACCCUUUCACUAGUCUAACUAGCUUUGCAUAGCCUUUUGUGUCUACACGCAUAUUGAAUCAUAUUAGUCCAGUACUUAAAACUAGUGUCCUCCCUCCCACAUUUACUAUGAAAGAGUCCAAAUUUAUUGCUAUAGUCUUGCCUUGAUCUGGCUCUUGUCUGCCUCAUCUACCUUUAUUUUUAUAACACCCAGUGAUGUGCUUAAAAUGCACUUCAUCCCAAGAGUGUUGUGCUAUUUCGUAUCUUUGUCCACACUAAUUGAAGUGCCCCCCUUUCCCUCUUGGGUAACAACUUGAGCUCCCCUUUUUUUUUUGCCUCUGAAAUUUUUCCAGAUUCUGACUAUCCCUGAGUAAUACGAACCAUUGUUUAUAUUGAUGACCAGGCCCAGUGCUUGAUACUUGAUAGGCAUUCAGAAUGCGCAUGCUUCUUUAGAGAUUGGUAAGAGGAAACAUUUUACUAAUAGAUGUCACAGUCUGAAGUGUAAAAUAUAGGCUUUGAACUUUUUCAGGAGUUCUUUUGACCACCAGAGUUUGGAGAUGAGAUGAAGGGUUAGGAAGACCCAGAGGCAGGAUUUCCUUCUCCCUUUUUUUUUUCACAUAGUGGUUCUCAUUAAAUUCAUUAUGUAAGAUGGGGGGGCAGGAAAGGGGGUGCAGCCAGUGGGAUAGAGAUUAGUCUGCCCCACAAAAAAGGUGGGAAGCGAAAAUAACUAGGCUGAAUAUUUUUGAACAUACAUAUUUCUCAAAUCUAGAGGACAUUUUCACCUACAAAUUUCAACAGUAUAUAAAAACCAGUGAUUAUAGAAGUUUAUAAUUCCUUGAUGUGUUUGGGGCCCAUCAAUAUAUGCAGCACUGCUUGCUCAGAUAUUAGAGGACACAAUUUGCAGCACCCUUGAGUUUAAUUAGUUUUUGUCCCUUUUCUUGACUGUCAUUUACAGAUGUCAGUGUUCCAGCCUCUAGUAGCUAUGUAUUUUUUACGUGCCAUGAAAUUUAACAUUCCAGUAACAGAACUUAGAAUUGUAUAUAAUACGAAGCUUAUGAAAUAAGGCUCUUGCAAGUCAAGUCUGAGCUUAAUGUGUAAAUAUUGAUGACCCUUUCAGCUGCUUUUAAGCUUUUUGGUGUAUUUCCAGAUAGUCAUUGUCUAAGACUAUGUCAUUUGCCGUAUUUGAUAAAAUUCAAGCUCAGAGUCAGAAAAUAUUCUGAAUUACAUGUGAUGUUCACCAGAUUGUUUUUAUAUGACUUUUUUUUUUCGCUCUCUACUCCAACUCCUUGACAUUUAGUGUCCUCAUUGAAGCCUUUAGGAAUAUAUAUACAGCCUGAUUAGUUUCUUGUAAAAUAAAUGUUAUCUCUAUUUAUUCCUAGGUAAGAUGUUAUUUAUGGUAACACUAAUCCUGAAAUGCAUAUUUGCAGAUACCAGCCAACAAAAUAAGUAAACUUUUAUGGGUUGUAAAUACCUUGAGUCAACUUUAUAAUUUUUUGUUAAUGCAAGGAGAGUGGUCAUAAGUUUAUUCCCAAGUGUCUGGAGAAACAUUCUGUGAAAGCUAACUGCAUUUUGCUACCCAAAAAGAUGACGCCCAUAAUCUGCUUCCUCCUAGCUGUUAAGUUCAAGUCUGAAGCUUCUUUACAGUAUGAAAUUUCAUCUAGAAACCAGAGAAACUAUGUGCCAGUACAGUGUUGCCACCUAAAUGAAGCAUAUAGGAAGGUACCAAAAACUUACAGGGCCCCACAGUUUUCUGGAGUGAUGUUAGGGAGCUGAACUAAUGCCUUGCUAUUCUGAUUCUAAAAUUUAAUGUCUCUAAGUGACAUUAAUUUAACAGUACAUCUAUUAAAAAGGAUUCUUUAAUGUGCAGUGUUAACCGAAGAACUAUAAAAUCUUUAAGAGGCUCUUUAUGUAAAGAAAUGAGUCAGGCAGUUUAAACAGAAAAAAUUUUCUGAAGGUACCUAGUUUGUCAACUCUGCUUUUCCUGUUUAGAGCUUCUGAUGGUGUUAAUUCGUUGCUUCAUAAGGAAAAGUACUGUAUGGUGUUUUUCUUGCAGUGCUUAUGUUUCCCAUAAUUCAGUAUGCAGAAUUUGUUUUGCAUUUCUGUCUCUUAGAAAAUUGAGCUUGGGGUUGUUGGCGUCUUUGUUUUAAGCACACCACAAACAAAUCAGCCUUGUCAGCAUUGUCUUUUUCAGAUACAGAAUAUAUCUUCAGUCAACAACUAUUGUUUAUAUAGUACCAGUCCUAAUAAACUAAACUGGUUAUUUACCUAGGAUAAAUGGUAUUUCAUUUAACAACUGAAAUCGGGUUAGGUUAUAUACAAAUUUAUUCCUAGAAAUUAUCUUUAAUAUUUCUUGUCCUCAAAAAGUGCACUAUUUUUAAAAGUGCCCAUCGCAAGUAUAUUGAUGUUUGUGUCUCAAAUUUAAAACUGUAUCCCAAUUUAUGCCCUCUGGUUGCUUUGUUCCUGGGCCAGGUCAUAACUCUAGCUCUAAUUUCAAUGAACAAAUAAAUUGCAUUCCUACCAUAUUUUGGCUUUGGGGGAAAAAAAAAACCUAACUCAUUGCCACGAAGUCGGUUCUGACUCAUAAAAUAGAACUCUGCCCCAUAGGGUUUCUAAGACUGUGGUCUGUAAGGAAACAGACUGCCACAUCUUUCUCCCAUUGAGUGGCUUGGUAAGUUCAGACUGCCAACCUUCUGGUUAGCCACUGAGCACUUAAACCGCUGUGCCACAAGGGCUCCUGUAUUUUAGGCAUAUAAGACUGAAUUUCUGGCCCCGAUGAACUAACUUGGUAAUUAGACCUUUAGAAGCAUUUAUAUCUAAAUGUUUACUUGCUGUUUUCUCCCAACCUGUAUUUCUGCCUGUUUAAAUGUAGCUGAAUUUUAAUGUCACUUCUUCUUUGGGAGUGCUGGUGGCACAGUGGUGAAGCGCUCGGCUGCUAACCAAAAUGUCAGUGGUUGGAAUCCACCAGCCGCGUCACAGGAGAAAGAUGUGACAGUCAGCUUCCAUAAAAAUUUACAGCCUUGUAAACCCUAUAGGACAGUCCUACUCUGUCCUGUAGGGUCACUAUGAGUUGGAAUCGACUCAGCAGCAGUGAGUUUUUCUUUUUUUUUUUUUUUCACUUCUUUGUGUAUACCUUGGUGUGUUGCUGACAUGUAACGUUAAAGAAAGGAAAGAUCACUGGUUUGCAAGUGAGGGUAAACAGUUGGAAGGAUGGACUUAGGAACAACAAGAUUAUAAGACCAAAAAAAAAAAAAAAGGCAAGGUGUACCACCCCCACGUAAUUGAUGUUUAGUGAGGGUGGAAUGGUCUUAAAUUUAAUGCUAGACCAGAAAUCCUUAACUGCUAGUGUGACUCUUACCCCCACCCCCAAAAUGAAUGUUUUCUGAUGUCCAGGACCAUGUUUGAUGCUUCUGUAUAUACUUUGUCAGUUAAAUGAUAAUCUUACCCAAGGUGACAGAGCAGAGAUUUUAACACGUUUCUCUGACCUGGCCAAAGUUCAUAUUUUUUGCCCUGUUGACAUUGUCUGAAUGAAGACUUCCUUUUGAGCUCAGCCAUGAGACAAUGAAAUUUUAUCUACCUUCAACCCAGGGGAAGGGCUGGCUUAAUAAUGUAAUAUCUUUAAAAUAAUAAUGUAGAUGUAAGAAGGGCCUGGACGAGGGUGGGAGUAAUAGAAUAAAGAAGGUACAUAAGACAUUUCAGAAACAUCCGUGCUGUUGUUUGGCUAAUAAGAGAAGAAAGAACUUGCUUUUCAAAAAAAUCAUUGGAAUUCAGUAGUCUUCAGAUAUAAAAGUCAAAGCUGGAUAGAUUUGAUCUUAGUAAGAGACAAAUAUAGCAAGAAAGCUGACAUCUUAGAUCCACAUUACAGACCUAGGAGAAGGAACCAAUUCUUUUUUUUUUUUUUUUCAAGAUAGCUAAAUUAGUAUGUAAACCAAACCCAUUGCUGUCGAGUCAAUUCAAACUCAUAAUGACCGUAUACAACAGAGUAGAACUGCCCUAGGGUUUCCAAGGAGCAGCUGGUGAAUUAGCAGCCUGAGCCCUUAACCACUGCGCCACCAGGGCUUUUUGCUACUACAUACUUACCUUAAUCUAUAGCUAAAGUAAUAAUAAAAUACGAUUUUAUUCAUAACUAUCCUAAACAGUGCUGUUUACUUUUAAAUCAUGAUGCACAAAAAUGAUGCAUAGCAUUUUCUUUCCCUUUUUUGGUCAGAGGUUCCACUCUUCUAACCCCCUUUAUAUAAUCAUAUAUCUUUCUAAAGCAAUUUUUUUUGCUUUAAAACAAUUAGUUCACCAGAGAUUGCAGGAUCAAGUCCAAACUCUUUAUGACAUGUAAGGUGCUUCAUCCGCCCCCUGCUUCACCCCUCAAAGUUUUAUGAGCAUGUGGACAUCACUGAAGUUAGAAUGACUUGAAUUUGAAUACCUGCUCUUCUAUUUCCAGUGCCCCUUUAGUUACUUUACUUUCUGGGCCUCCGUUUCAUAAUCCAUAGAAUAGGAACUUACUACUUUAUGUUAGUGGUAUUGGAGAUUAAAUGAGAUAUAGGAGCUUCAGGAGCAAUUGUUGAUUUGUAGUAAAUGCAAAUUUUACUUCUUUUUUUCCAGAAGUUGCUGUCAUAGUCAUGCUCCUCUUUUCUAUUAGUUUGUGAGCCCAUGAUAUUCACAGUGUCUUGCCUUUUGUAGCUAAAGUGCACAGUUCCUGGCAUAUAAUAGGCAUUCAGCCUUGUUGCAGAAUUACAGUUAAUAGAUAAACUGCUUUGGUGCCAAGUGUCUGAAAAUUCUGCCUUAAUGUAUGUUUUAGAGAACCGCAAGUCCAUUGAAUAUAGGAUACAGUACCAAAAUUCACUAGUUGGUUCUGUAUUAUAGUGUGAUAAAAUUUUAUUUAAAUUUGUUUAUUUUGGCUCCUACUUUUUUUCUUAACAUGUAUUUUACCAGUGUUACCAUCUCUCAAAUCUUGUUUCUGUCCAUUGUGUUCCUCUUCACUCAAGUAGUUAGACCUGCCAAUGUGUAAACUAGAAGGACUAAUCUAUUUGUUUACAGUCUGGUUUGGGGUUAAACCAUGUGGGGAUGUAAUCAAGGUACUGUAAGCAUUCAGCCAGGAACCCCGGUUCAUGGAUAACAUGUUACAGACUAAAUAAAAUUAUUGUGCUAGGAGGCAAAGUGUUUGGAUUUUAAUAGGGAAAGGGUGAGAGGGGAGCACAGCUGAUUGACAGUCAACAUGGCUUUAUAUGCAAAAGCGUAGAACAGAAAUAGAGAAAAUGUGUUUUAUGGCUAAGAAACUAAUUUGCCUAAGCUUGUGUGAACUAUAUUGAGAGAUGAGACUGGAAAAGAGGAUGAAUUGGGACCGGAUCAUUUUUUGUUUUUGUUUUUAAUUUAACGUCGUUUGAGGCGUAGCUCAGGCCAUUUCUCCACCACCACUCCCUGUUGUAUUUGAGGAAGCAUCCCCAAAAAGGGAAAUGACUGAUUAUGAUCUCAUAGUAAUGAGUAACAGAGCUCAGACUAGAAAACUAAGCAUUGAUAUCCUAACUCUAAAUUGAAAAUUGGUCAUGGUACUAGGUUAUAAAUCUCAUUCGCAAUCUUCUUAUCUCGGUUUUAGAUGGAAUUAGGCCAACAACUGUAUUUUCUGUUUUUUUUUUUUUUUUCCUUCUGGUUGUACAUAGAGAGGGGGAGUGAUAAAGUGAGCCUGAGCUUCAGUAUCAGACUCUUCCUUUCCCAGUUAUGCUUGCCAUUUAUAGGCUAUGUGAUCUUGAUUGAUUUACUUUGCUUCUGUUUCCUGAUCUGUAAGUUGUUUUGUUGUGUGACGUCGAGUCAAUUCUGACCUGUAGUGACCCAUCGGAACAGAAUAGAACUGCCCACAGGGUUUCUUAGGCUGUAAUCUUUACAGGAGCAAAUUGCCAGGUCUUUUCUCCUGAGGAGCAGUUGGUGGAUUUGAACUGCCAACCUUUCGGUUAGUGCGGAGCACUUAACCAUUGCACCAUCAGGGGUCCUUGUAAAUUGUUUUAACACCUGCAAAUGUGUGGCUUAGUGUCUUAUUGCAUUAGAUGUUGGAUGAUUGAUAGCUGUUGUUAUUAAUGAACAUGUACUUAGACUUCUGGUAACUUGUUUUAUGCUGAGAAUCUGUGUAGUACAAGCUACAUCUAUACCUAUGUCUGUGGCAAAAGCUAGAAAUUGUUUUAAAAAAAAAUCGCUGCUACAUCAGGAAGUAUAUCUUAACAACUGAUUUCCUUUUUAAAAUUGUAGGCCCCAAAAGAGAUCUUAUUCAAAUGCUUCCAUUUUCAGGCUAGUGUUUUUGUUCAUGUUUGAGCAUCUUAAAUUCGAUGUGCUCAUGCAAAAUACUUAUGUCUUUAAGGCAACUUAUGCAUAUUUGGCAACCAGCAGAAAUCAUAGCAAUCAAAUUUUUGUAAUAAGUGUAUACUUUUCUACCCUUCUGUGACCAAGACUUUAGUGUCAGACUGAAUACUGUUUGGCCACAGGUAUAACUACUGCUGUUGUUAACUGUGAUUUGUAAACAGUCAUUAUAGAGACAGUUCUGAUAAUUCCCAGGUAGCUUUCUUUUUUUUAGUGUUUUGGCAGAAAUUAACUGUAAAAAGUAUCCCUUUAGUUAUAACAAAAAAAUUUUUUCCUAAGCCCAGAUUACAUGUAUCAAUAUACCUUGAAGGCAAAAAAUCUGCUAAUUUACUUUUGAACCUUCUUAUGCACCCUGGUCAGAGCUGUCAUUAUUACCCAGUUACAGUGACGUUUCAGCCAGGUAGCUUUCAUAUUCUCACCAUUUCACAGUGUGCGUUUUAGAAUUAUUUUUCUGGUUAUUCAUGUCCCAUCCAUUUAUAAGUCAUAAAGCAUGCCUAUUACAAAGCUUGAAGAAACUUAGUCUUAUGUAACCUCCAAAUAAGCUGUGACAUUGAAUUUUAAGCAUGUGUUAACAUAGGUGUUUUUCCUUUUUUUUUUUGUGGGUUUUUGUUUGUGUAGUUGGUUUUUAUGUAGAAUUCUGUGUAUGAUUAGUUUGAGGGGGAGUUUUUGAGGAUUAACAUUUCUUGCCUGGGCAAAUUUUAGACUAUAUGUUCUGAUCACUUUAUGUCUGUAACUUUGUUGUUAUGUACUGUCAGCUCAUAGCGACACUGUAAGACAGGGUAGAGCUGCCUAUAGGAUUUCCUAGGGUGAAAUCUUUAUGGGAGCAGAUCACCAGUUCUUUCCCACAGAGCCACUGGUAGGUUCAAACUGCCGACCUUUCUGUUAGCAGCCAAACCUGUAACCAUUUACCCCCAGGGCUCCUUUUGUCAACUUUAAGGAAUAACAAAAAUAAAUGUUUAGUGUAUUUAAAUUACAAAAUCUUUAUCCCUAUCUCUUACCUAUGAGCCUGUGAACUUUGUUGGUACUUCAUAUGGUAGUUUCUCUAGUUUACAAAAGAACCCUCUGUCACUGAAUUAUAACUCCUGUAUGCAACUAAAUUACAGAUUUCAGGGUUUUGUUUGUUUGUUUGAAGAUCUAUACUUUUAAAAAUAAAAGGUGUCUAACUUGUUUGAUAGGAUCACUGUGAGGUGGAAUUGACUGGAUGGCAACAGGUAUAAACCAUUUCAGCAUGUAAAAAAAAAACAAUUUAGAAAACAAAGCUUGAAUAUAACAAGUGUUUAGUUUGGUGUAUGCUUUAUAUUUGUACUGUUUUUAUGCUUGAAACUGGUUUGUAUAAUAUUUUGGUGGCAUAGUGGUUAAGUGCUGUGGCUGCUAACUGAAAGAUUGGCAGUUCAGAUCUACCAGGUGCUCUUUGGAAACUCUGUGGAGCAGUCCUGCUCUGUUCUAUAGGGUCGCUAUGAGUUGAAAUCAACUUGAUGGCAGUGGGGUUGGUUUUUUACAAUAUUUUAGAUAUCUGAAUUCAUAACACUUAAGUAUUUAUGUAUAUCUGAAGGGGAGAACAAGGAGCCCCAGUGGUGCAGUUGUUAAGUGCUUGGCCGCUAACCAAAAGGUCAGCGGUUCAAACCCACUGGCUGCUCUGCGGAAGAAAGGUGUGGCAGUCUGUUUCCGUAAAGAUUUACAGCCUUGGAAACCCAGUGGGGCAGUUUUACUGUUCUGUAGGGUCACUGUUAGUCAGAAUCUACUCAGUGGCAGUGGGUAUGUCAGUUGGACACUUGCAUUGUAUUUGCCUUUAUACUCUUACAGAAGCUUAGUUUUAUGUGAUAGAAAGGCCUUCUGAUUUAGUCCUUCAUUUACAAAUGAGGGAGUUGAAGUUUAAGAAGAUAACUCAGAUUUAAAUGAAGUACCUACUAUAUUUUCCUAAGUGUGAUCAAAUUUCAUCUUUUUUCGUUCAUUUUUGUAUGAAUCCAGUCACUCAGGCAAUGCUUGUAUUAAAUGUCCUAUAUUUUUGUUUUCAGUACUUUAUGUAUCCCGUGUAUUGCUUUCCUGAGCAACCCUUAACACUGUCCAUACCUGACUUAGAGUAGGUACCUAAUUUUUAGUUCCCAUUCUUACCCCUUGCCUUCUUUCCACCCCAUUAAUCUUUUUACGAAUUUUUUUCCUGAUCAGCAACUUCGAAUCUUCUAUACAUAACUGUGUAACAGCACUUUUGCAAAUACGUGUUCUAAGUAGAUUUGUUAUCCCUAUCCCUAUCCCUGGACACAAGAAAAAGUUUGUUUAUAACUAAUAAAUUAAACUUUAGUACUGAAGCCCUCAGCCUCUGUAAAGAGGAAGUAAACAGGCCUCAAUUUGCACUUGGGUAGUAGACUACUUUCAAAUUCAUAGCUUUAAGUCCAUAUAACCUUCUCUGAAAUUAAAAACAAAAUAGAAAAUAUAUCGAAGAAAGUCGGGUUUUUGCCAUGAAAAUCAUAACGGUCGUGAGAUCUUACAGCUGUUUCUGUGUAUCUUUCUUCCUUUUUUCUUUGAUAACCAAAUGCCAAAUAGAAAUAUUUUUCGUCAGUUAAGUGGGAAUUAUCAAAUUAUAUUCAAGGAUAAGGAUUAAACUCUGAAUGUAGUUUAAUUAGAGGCCUAGAUCAAAGUGUAACAGUUCUGUGUUGUUUUUAAAAGGUUAAACUCUUUAAAUGCGUGAUGAAAUUGUCUGCACAAGUGCUUAGUAAAAUCUGUUAUUUGUAGAAGAAAAGCAGAUCCUUGGUUUUUUAUGCAUAAACUUAAGAUGAAAGUCUUCCGUUUUUCUUCCCGUCAACCCAUGUCAUAAGGUAUUCCAAAAAAAAAAAAAAAUAGAAUUUAGGUUAUAUAGUCCAUUUCUAAAACAAUGAAACAAGUCAAGUAUUCCCUGGAUACAUUUUACCUGCAUAAAAAAAUGGAAAGCUUUUCCUUGCCAUGCCUUUUUAUGAGAUGUCUUUUAGAUGCCUUCCCAUCAGUUCCUACUCAUGGCAACCCCAUGGUCUGGGAGGGUAAUGGUUUGAUUUGUGUGAAAAUUAAAAUAUUUCCAAUAAAUGUAAUCAUUCUAAAAUAUUUUCAGAGUAAAAUGAAGGGACAAGAUUACAAAAUCAGCUCAUGAGAUGGAGUUUGGUGAUGGAAAAGUAAGUUAAGCAUUCAGACGUGGUGUUUUUAAUUUAGUUCUUCAGAAAAGGGUUUUUUUGUGUGUGUGGUUCAGGUAAAAGUUUACAGCUUAUGUUAAUUUCUCAUUCAAAAAUUUAUACACGUUUUGUGACAUUGGUUACAAUUCCCAUGUUGUGACACCACACUCCUCCUGUCCUCCCUGUGUCCAUUCCUCUUGUUAGAAAAGAAAUUCUUAAUGAAAAGGAUAAGCUAUCUUCAUAACAUUUGGUAUUUUAGAACUCAAUUAUAGCCAGACCAGCUGACUUUUUUAAAAAUUUGGUGCUCUAGAAUGUUCAGAUGAAAGUAAAUGUAGGGUGUCAGUCUCGGCCCUCAUUAAAUUGAGAGAGUAGGACUUUUUAACAUCACAGACUAUUUGGACUUGCAACUUUCAAAGUAGUUGAAUUAUUCAGAGCUUGAUUAUCAUACCCUCUUUGCAGUCCCUCCCUCUCAAGUGGUAGAACUUACUCAGGUGUUCACUCCAUUGUGGUUAUUACUAUCAAGGAGACAUUGUGUACCAGAUGGCUUCGAGUUGCUUGGAAGAAAGGUGCUUAUAAGAACAGGAUAAUUAAUAUUCAUAAUACACAGUCUUUCUCAAGGCACAUGGGUAACUUCCUUAAAUAUUAAUAGCAGGCAGUGCCUACAUAGGUCUCAGCAAGCAGGUUAGAUUUGUUUGUUCUAAAUCAAGGACCUUUGUUUUUCGCAGGAACCUGUAGAAUAAAUGGUUACAAUGAGAAAGGCUUACGUUCUGCGCUCUUGUAAUACAGACACAUUGCUUGAAGAUAACUUCCUCAAGGAUUUAGGACAAAUCAAGCAAUUUGUGUCCAUAUGGAUCUAAGAUACGAAUCAUCAAAGCACAGUAACUGGAAACUCUCCUCCCUUUUUUGGUAGACUUGUGUAGAUAUUCAAUGCAUAUGAGAGGCAGGCUGCUUUUAAGAACUGAAAAGACGGAGUUGGCAGGACUUUAGAGCUGAUCAGACUCAUUGGUUCCCAGACUCUGAGAUUUCUUGAAUGAAUCAAAUAACAAAAAAUAUGGAAAUCAAUAUAGUUGCCAAUUUUAUUUCCCUAAAUGGGAACACACUAGUUCCAACUCUUUGUUUUAAAACAUGCAUUUUAGCAGUAAAUAAGGACAUAGUCUCAUGAUUUUAAAAGUUAGUCUUUUUGAAAAAUUUUUUCCAAGAUAUAAAAAUGAGAUUUAAUAGUGAUCAGCAUUUCAUUAAAUUGUUUUUAGUUGUGACAAGUUAGUCUUAGACAAACACUGUAAAAGGCUUAUGAAUUUCUAACAGUAUUUAAAUUAGGGUAUGUGCAUAAGUAGAGCCCUUAAAAUUAAGUAGUAACCUCCUAGCUUCCAAAAAACAAAAACCAAACCUGUUGGCGUUGAUUCGAUUCUGACUCAUAGCCACCCUAUAGGACACAGUAAAUCUGCCCCAUUGGGUUCCAAGUAACAGCUGGUGGAUUUGAACUGCCAACCUUUUGGUCAGCAGCCAGUCUCUUAACUACUUCACCACCAGGGCUCUGCCUUUAAUCUUGCCCUUCACUAAUCUGUCUGUCACUUCAAAGAGAUUUUACUCAAAUGUGAAUCUGAUGGUAUUACUUGAAAUUCUUUAAUGAUGCAGGUUGCCUGUUGAGUUAUGAUUCUUAGAACGGCAUGCAAGGCCCUCUGUGAUCUGGUGCCUACCUUUUUAUCCAAUCAAAGAUUAAGCUGCUCCUCCUCUUAAUUCCACCCAUAUUAUUACUGCUUUCUGUUCCCCAAACUCACCUAUUCUCUCGUACCUCCUUUCCUUUCUUUUGCAUAUACUAUUUUUUCUUCAUGGAAUAACCCUUCUUUCCCUUGUCACCUUGGUGAAUGCAUCCUUCAGUUCAGCCACUUCUCUAUGAAGCUUUCUCUGAUCCCUUCCCCAAGAAGGGUUUAUUGUUCUUUAUAAUACUAUGUAGCUUUUGCCCGGCUCUUAUUGCAGUUUGUUAUAAUCUACUUAGAAUCUACUUACCCUGAUAGAAUGUGAGCCUCUGAAGGACCAAGAAUGUCUAAUUGCCAUCCUCAGAUAAAAGGUUUGAAUUAUGUUGGAUGUCUAGUACCUGAGUUACUACCUAGGACCAAGUAAAUACGCAAAUAUUUGAAUUAGGCCUCUUCUGUCCUUGGUGUAAGUAUGUAUCAGCAAAAUAGCUCCUAAACUUAGCUUGUAAAGAGAGGGAAAGAGGGUUAGAGAUGUUUUGAUAGUUAAAGGUGGUGGUGGUGGUUAUCUGCCACUGAGUUGGCCCCCAACUCAGUUCAUCUCAUGGCCACCUUUUGCACAGUCGAACUAAAUGCAGGCCCAUCCUGCACCAUCACCGUAAUCAGUUGUAGAUCAGACCAUCGUGGUCCAUAGGGUUUUCCUUGGCUGAUUUUUAGAGGCAGAUCACCAGGCCUUUCCCCCACUUCAAAGUUAAAAAACAAAACCAAACCCAUUGCCAUCAAGUCAGUUCUGAUUCAUAGUGACACCAUGUGACAGAAUAGAACCACCCUGUAGGUUCCAAGGCUGUAAAUCUGUACAGAAACAAGCUCCCACAUCUUUCGCCCCCGGAGUGGCUGGUGGGUUCCAACCACUGGCCUUUUCAGUUAGCAGCUGGACACUUAACCACUGUACCACCAGGGCUCCUACUUAAAGGUUAGAAAACUUGGUAUUGCUCAUGAUUUGUGCCCAAGAACAUAGCCAUCCUUACUCUAGGAAAAAAUAAGAUCAAGAAAAAAAUUGGAUAUCUCUUAGGUUACAUCAGGCACAAUUAUCUUGAAAGACUGAAGCAAUCCUGGGUGAAGCACUCUUCUCUGUCCAUUGCAGAUAAAAGCCUCCUCUCCCCAAAAAAGUGUUAAAUUGCGUUAGGCAACUUGAAGAAGUCUAUCCGCCCUCCAUUGUUCAGUUAUAAAUUCUUAUUUUUCAGAUCGAACCUGCACGUCCAGUGCAUCGUUUUAAAAAGACGAAGUGUAAAUGUACAUAAUUCCCACACGUUCCUACAUUUAACUUUUCUGACUACUUCAACAACCAUAGUAACACAACAAGAUCGGGGUUAGAUUCUGCCGUCUUUCAAAAGAUAGAUAAGGUCCCAUAAGUAUGGAUGGAGAGCCAAAAGUGCUUACCAAUAUGCAGCAACAAUCUUAGGGGCUAAACAAGUGUGCAUCCCAAAUGGCAUAUGGCAUUGGUAAAAAUAGGUGAUUUUUGGCAUGGAGUAAAGAAAGUUGGGAAUGGGGGCAGGGGUGAUUGUCUGCACAGAAAUAUAUUUAGCUUCAGUUCUGAAUGAUUUACAAUCAACAGUACCCAUUUUUUAAAAGUUGAGUCUAUUAAUGUGCUGGUCGCUCCCACACCAGUAGUUUUAUAUCCUUUGGGGAAGUCUGACACUUAAGUUCAAAAUCACCUCCAGGGUUUGCAACAGUUAAUAAGUUGAUUUAUUCUGUUGUACAGACAAGAACAAGUUUCUUUUCCAAAGUGUUAGGUGCAGGUAUUACAUAAAAAACUGGUAGGAUAGCAUAAUGCAUUUAAUUCUCAAGGCAUAAUUUGGUUGGUCAUCCAUUUGUAACAGCUCAGUCUAUCAUUAAAAGCAAAAUUCUUAUACCCAGAUUUGUAAAUCAUAGCUACCAAGCUUUCAAACACCAAACAAAUUUUAAAAUUAUUUUCCCUACUAGGGCAUAUUAAAAUGAUCUAAAUUAGUGGUUACCGAGCCAGUCUGAUCACUGUGAUCAUCUGGAAAGCUUAUUAAAAUACAGAUUCCUGGGCCCCACCGGCAGAGGUUCUAAAAACAAGAUGUAAGGUAUCAUCAUUCACUGUUUUCUUAGAAUGUAGCAAUUCCCAAAGAGCCAUAUACUGAACUACUUAGUGUGGCCCAGGAAGCUACAUUUUUAACAAGCCCUCUCAUCUCUGGGUGCUUUUUGUGCAAAUGCCACUUUGGGAAAAACAUUGAGAUAAGGAAUGAAGGGCUUCACUAAAACUGUGUAAAGCUACAGCGCAAGGGCUUUUUUUGUUUCUUUUUUAGGAGUGUUACUGUGCUAUUAGUCUUAUUCAUUCUGACAUAUUGAAGGGCACUGUUGCAAUGAACUAUUUCCUACAUAAUUCAGUUGUCAAUUUGGUCACUUUAAAAGCUGCCUGAGAAUAUCUCGGAAUGAGAAACCUCAUUUCUGAGACAGAGGCUUAGGGCAAAUGAAUAUAUGUGCUCCAGGUUGCCAUGAGAAUGUUAAAUUCCACUUAACUUGCCCCUCAGUCUUUAGGACUCCUAACAUGUAUAAUGUGAAAUUUAAGAUUAGCUUUAGGAAUCUGUGGAAAUUUUUCUUAGUGAAACUUAUUUAAAGCUUUAAUACUUAAGUUUCCAAUCUUGUAUCAUGAUUUCAUUUCACAGCUUUUAAAAACAAGUGUCCUGGAUCUGUUGCCUUGUGUGGAAAUUCCAAGCAUAAAUUUAAAAUCUCUUAUUCUAGUAUGAUAAGGUGGUGUUUACAUAAUUCUGGGAAUAUUGUAUGGUGGAAACGUUGACCUAGAAGGAUCACCAAAAGACUUAAAAAUCCAGCUCCUUUGCUCCUUUAUUUUAUAAAUAAGGACCAGGCAUGCAAUGUAACUUGCCAAGUCACUCACCUAAAAGUCAGGCAGUUGGUAAGCUAUCUGCAAGUAAACUUAGUUAUGCUAAUAUCCAUUUAGCUUUUUGGUUUCCUGCAUAACCUUUUAGGACAUUUUUUGGUCUUCUAAGAAGUCAAAAACAAAACCUGUCCAGCAGGCUCAAGGAAUUUCUCUUUAAGGGCUAAAUUAAACCCUGAACCAACAAAAUAGUAACUAAAUCAUAGACCUAGAGAUUCAUCCUGGUUGCAUAACCACCUGAACAACAAGGAUCUUUUGCCUGUUGGAGAUUUCAUCAGAAUAGGAUCAUAAGUUGUUCCCCCCCUCCCCGCCGCCCCCAAGAAAUUUUGAAUAUCGUGUUGGACUGAUUUUUUUUUUUUUAGUGAUAGGUAAGGGUAGGUCUUGUUAGUCGGGGAACCAGUCUGUCUUUUUGCCAGGCUGUUGAGGUUUGUUGUUUCGUCUUGUGAAGGAGAUUUCAUCCUGCUACUUUUACAGCUACUCAUUAUAUUUAGAAAAUAUGAUAUUUUAAUUAAGAUUGCUGUUUUCCCUUAAAGAUCAAAUAUUAACUUUAAAUUCAAUUCAGAGCAGAAGCACCAUUUUGUGUAAUAUUAGUAAUUAAAAGUAGUCAAUCUUAGAAAUUUAGAUGUUACGAUCUGGGACUUUGAAGGAUCCACUUCUUAAUGUUGACAUUAAAAGUUAAGUCCUAAUGCUAUUAAAAUAUUCUGGUCAUUAUGAAUCUACAGUUUUGGCAUCAUGUUCAACAAGCAACGUUUUAUAAGUAGACUUCCUGUAUAGUUCAUCUCCUUGGAGAAAACGUGCUGGCCAAAGAGAUAGACAUCUUUUCUUCAUAAAUUGAUAAAUUGAAUGAUUUUUUUUUAUACACCUGUCUUUUUGCUUGGCUAAUGUGCCUCCAGCCUGAGCGAUAAUCUGCUUGCUUAUUACAAAGUCAAGUUUCUUAAUCCUCUGUGUUUGAAGUCUCCACCUUAGAUUGAUAAACAGUUAAUUUUUAAGAAUUACAAAUUAUUUCAGAAAGUAAUACAGCCAAGACAAAUGGAUAUUUAUGAACCAAUAUAGUAAAUACUUUGUGCCCAAAAAACUCAUUGUUUCAUCAAGCUGGUGAUAAACAUUGAUUUUUAUGAUCAUUUCUGAGAAUAGUGACAGGUGUCUUUUAGUCUUGAAUGACUCUUGCCAUGGUUACUACAUUACCUAGGAGUUUAACCAGGAACAGAAAAUACACAAUUUUAUUUCUCCUAGAUCAGCAUUAAGCUUAACAGGGUCUUUACUCCAUUGAUUUUGUCAAGCCCAUUGCCCUGACAGUGGUUUCACUGGAUAGUAGGUAGGGACAGUGAGAAUCUUUCAUCCGUUCAUGGGCAUCACUAAUAAGAAGAUAAGGUAUUUGGCUACCUAAAGAGAGUCUUAGAUAUUCCCAUCAGUUACCUGCACUUCUUUCAGUGUCUUUACUUUGACGAUCAGAGUACUAGACAGAAAUCAAACACUAGUUUUGGGGACUUCCAGUGAAAGUACAGAGACAGUUACCCCAAGUUGAAAACCAAAGUAACAUAUAUCAUUACCUCUGUGAUCCUUUAACCUGAAAGACAAAAGAACAUGCAGUUACAUUUAAGUGUAUAUGGAUUAAAUAAAGCGUUGUGUGGGGUAAGAGGUGGAGGAAACUUUUUAAAGGUGACUGUAUUUUUAAAACUCUUUCCUAAUAAAUUCAUGACUGACGGGACAAAUGAGGUGUGGACUUUAGUCCUUCCAGCAUUCCGUUGUGGUAAUAAUUCUUCGUGUUUAAAGAGGAAAUAAGGGGGAUAAUUUAUGGGUGACUGGAGUUAUAAAUAAUGUACAUACUACAUAAGCACUGAAGGGAGGAGAUAAAUGUGGAGUCAAGGGUGUUGAAGAGAACAUGACCUUCAUUAUUGUUUACCAUUUGAUGAUUUUUAUUGCCCCUAGAGACGCAUUCAAAGCGUCAACUAUUCCUGGGACCAGAGUUUACACCAGUGCCAAAUACAUGAACAAGAACACCCUGUUAAAAUUAUUUUCAAACAUUAUCGCAUAUCUUAAGAGAACAAGUGUUGCCUGUGGGCUGUCAAAAUGGUCGGGCUUUCUACAUCAGCGUAAGUUUAACAAAUAACUAGGGUAGACAAAUACUACUUCGGAUAAUAGUCCUAAGGCCCUCUGAGGUAUGCAUUGUUAGCUAACUCCUCUCUGUGAUUAUUCAUGCAUAAGUUUACCCUACAGUGAUUGAUCUCCAUUUAAAUAACCACAGUGAUAUUGAGGCAGUUUAUAUUGCAUCUGUGGACAGUUCUUAGGAAGCUGCUUUUCCUUCAGGCCCCUAGAACUGAAUAUGAUAUCCUAACUUAAUUGUGUCCCACAAAAGAGUGAGUAAAAAGAGGACUGGGUAGGCAAGUGGCCGACAGCAUAGAUGAUUUGGGUUGUGACAGCAGUAGCUUGCACCAUCAAUGAACUCUAACCCAGUAAAGAAGAAGCUGUUGCUGAAACUUAAGUUUUUUUUCAAAUGUUAUUUUUGAUUGUAUGGAAGAAUUUUAAUAAAAUAACAGUAAUUUUCAUUAUGUUUAACUACUAGAAUUACAUUGACAAGUUUUAGGAGCUAUUUGAAAUGUAAGAUGUGACUGUGUAAAACUAUAAAUACUUAAGUAUAUAGUUGUGUCCAUGUAGCACUUUAAAUUGUUCAUAACCAUUAAAUUUCUCUUUCCCCAGGAUAUAGUAUGAGUAUAUUUUAAUACUUGCUAUACUAAUUGGCCAGACGAAAGCAGUCUUUGAUAAUUUGAGAUCCCACAGAGCAUGUUGGUGAAGCAUGUAUGUGUGCAUAAAGUUGCACUUAACCUGAUUCCACUUCAGGUCUAUUGUUUUGUUUUUUAACUCUCUUUGCAGUUAUCCUUAUACGAUAAAAGUUGCGAAGGCCGGAACCUGUGUAAGGCAGAAACCUGUCAGAGAAGGAAAACUAAAAUAUAUUCCCCUAAAACAAUUACUUCAGCCUAAUAUUCUUUGAAAGCUGGGGCCUGGGGGAUGCGGAGUCAGAUAACCAUUAGUAUUGCAACCCAAAUAGAAAGAAGUGCAGAUGCAAAAGCCGGAAAUAGUUCUAAGGAGUACAGGAGUCAGCGAUGAAGGUUCAGUCUUGCAGUUCCUUUUGCAUUGUUACUGUGUGUGAGUGCAUACUGUGCAUCGCUACUGUUCUCUGAAUACACCUAUUCUUUACAUUUUACCUAUAAAUUUUUUCCAGCAAAGAACAACAUCGAUAAGCUUGGAAGAAGGUAAGAUAAAAAAAAGAUAGUAAUAAAUUCCUUUAUUUUCAUUAAAAUCUAGCAAAGCACACUUUUUUCCUUUGUCUUGAAGUUUUACUCUCUUUAAUUUUUAGUUUCACUUUAGCUAUUUAUAAUUUUGAUAACACAUUAUUACAAACUUUAAAAUCUCCUUUAUUUCCUUGAAGUUUUUUCCUUCAAAAUUUCUUGUUUUGCCCAAAAAAAGAGAAACAUGUCCUCACUUAACACACUCAAUGUGUGUACCAAAGUAAAAACAUUCUUUUAGUUUUUCCCUUAUUUUACUGAAAUGUGCUAAUAACUUUAUCAUGUAACGGUGUUGAUAGUUUUCAUUUUGAGAUAAUUCACGUUUUCGAGAAGAUCAUAAAUUCCUUAUUUCUAUAAGAAUUUAUUUCCCUUUUUUAAAAAAAGCUUACUCCUUUACAUCCAUGAAUAAGUGGGUAAGAAAUUUAUCUCUGAAAGAAAAAUUUGAUGUUGUCAAAAUGAUAACUGAAGAGAAAAACACUGUCAAGGAAGCUGUAAUUAAGUUCAAGUGUGGCAAAACACAAAUUUACUCAAUUAUGAAAGAAAGGGAUAAAAUAAUAGAAAAAUAGAUGAACAGUACCAACGUAAACGUCAGGAAAGGAAGGGAUGGAAAUUAUGCAGAAAUCAACAAAUCUGUUUCUGAGUGGUUUCUUCAAGCCUCUGCCAAUAACAUUCCCAUUUCAGGACCUAUCUAUCCUGCAAGCAAAGGCAAAAGAAACUGCAAAACUUUUAAAAGUUAGUGAAUUCUCAGCAUCUAAUGGAUGGCUUCAGAGCUUCAAAAAAAAAAAACAUGGCAUCACUUGCAGUGUAGCUUGUGGGGAAUCAAACAAGGUGGGCAUGCAGGUUUAGGCCGCAAUAAAUGACAAUUUAUAGUGGUGUUUCAGAAAAUAGGGUCACCACUGCAUCUUAUGUUGAUACUGACGAAGUUGCCAGAGAAACGGAUGAUAUAAACCUGCAAAAAUUGUGGACUCACAAUCUAAAAAUAGUGACAAUGAAUUUGAUGAAGAUCUUCCAUUAGAAGAGCCUGAGCCCUUAAGUCAAACACAAGUUUUCAGCUAUAUAAAGGCUUUAAAGGAAUUUGGAAAAAUUAAAGGAGACCAGGAGUUUUUUGAUAAGGCUAUGGACUUAGAAAUUUGUUUCAAUAAUUUCAUCAAAAAAACAAAAUAAACAGUUAACAUUAGAUGUUUUUAUAAAAAAGUGAAUUUUACCCAUGUCUUUGGUAUAUGCACAUACCUGUACAAAAUUUGAAUAAACAUGCACAUCUAAAAGAGAGGGUUUAGUUUUUUUCCAACCUCCCAAAAACCAAACCCCCAGUGCUGUCGAGUCGAUUCUGACUCAUAGUGACCCUAUAGGACAGAGUAGAACUGCCCCAUCAAGUUUCCAAGGAGCUCCUGACAGAUUGAAACUGCCGACCCUUUGGUUAGCAGCUGUAGCACUUAACCACUACACCACUAGGGUGUCCAGCUUUUUGUUUUUUGUUUUUCCCAGUCCUAUAAAAUCGAAAAGAAAUGCUUCCUGGUGCUUAUGAGGUGUGAUUGUUAAUGGAGAGUGAUAGACCCCACCCUAUCAAAGGCAGAAAACUUGCAAGACUGGGAAAACAAGGCAGUUUGUCAGGUUAUGCGCUCACAGGUUUCACUGUACCAUUUGCUGCAACACUUACAGCCUUUAAGAAUGAAUUGUAAUUAACAAAAUGAACCAUCUUUCUCAUUAAGAACUAGAACAAGAGUAGGCAAAAUAGAGCACCCACGGCUUGUUUUUGUGUAGUGUGGGCAUUUAAAAUAUUUUUUUAAAGGUCGGUAAAAAAAGGGGGGGAGAUGAGAGGCAUAUGUGAGACUGUAUAUGGCCUACAAAGGCUAAAAUACUUCCUGUGUGGCCAUUCUACAGGAUCUGUGGAAUAGAGCAAUUGAAGAAAAAACAUAAUACUGAAAGGGCAACCAGUAAGCCAGAGAUCCUGCUGGCCAUUAAAGGAACUAGUAAAACCAAACAAUAGCUUAACUGGUAAAAAGUCUGCCUUGAGCACUAUUAUGCUUUUUUAAGGACUAUAUGGGAUCCUAGUGACAACAGCUACUCAAAAGAUUAGAUAGAAACUUGAGGGGAGCAACAACUCAGAAAGGGAGGGUGAGAAUGAUUACACAACUCAAAAGAAUGGUAAUCUGUCACUGAAUUGUACAUGUAGAAAUAGUUGAUUGGUGUAUGUUUUGCUGUAUAUAUUCUCAACAAAAUAAAAAAAUGAAGAUGCUGAGACCCCAGGAAAUACAGAUGGGGCACUCACCACAUCAGCCACAGCAGAUUAGUGGUGGUGGUAUUAGUUAUUCUUUUAAAAACAAACCCCGUGUAAUAAUAGGAAAAAAUACAUACAACCAGUGUCACUUAACAGUAUAUGUAAACAUUGAAUGGAAACAUCUUUGCCUGUGUACACUUUCACUAAAAAUGUAAUUUAAAAAAAAAUUUUUAAGGAACCUUAUCAGGUACACAGGAAACACAGGAAAGAGGCAAGACAGUUUAGCUUGGAGUCAGAAUACAAAUAUUAAGAACUGGUUAAUGAAUAGACAAUUAUAUAUACCAUGUGAAAGCCAAUAAUGGCAUAAUAUGCCAUCUUUUAAGUUUCUAAUACCAGGUAAAAAGUUUUUUUUUUAUAUUCAGUUAAACUAUUAGUAUAGGUAGUUAUACCCAUAUCUUAGUGAAAUAUAAGACUAAAAUGUAAAUAAAGACAGGAAAUACAGAUAUAUUAACUUUGAUUUAGUAUAUCCACUGGAUUUUUAAAUCUCUUAACCUUCUGAGUGCUAGAUACUUGGUUGUGUAAUAAUUUUCUGUAGUAUCACGUUGACAAUAUUCUUAAAAAUGGAGCUAAUAGGUUAAGUAAGUUAAAUCCUGGCCCAUAUCAUGCUCACUAUUCAAAGAAAAACUAAUGGAAAGAGAUUAUUUGCUUCUUCAUAAUUUGGCAGACUGCUAAUGGAGUUAAUCCAAUAAUAAACAUAGUAGAAAUUUUCUUCUAAAAUGGACUCUCCAGUGAGAUAUAAGCAUUUUAUAAAGUAAUAAUUAUCAAAGCUAUAUUGGAUUUAAAAUGUCAUGAAACAGGAAAGAACUGUGAAUAUAUGUAUUUCCUCUGUGUAGCUUCCCUUCCUGGGCUGCCUUUGACUAUAUAAACAGCACUAGUACUUAAAUAUAUUCCCCAAAGGGAGAAUUUGCUUCAUGAGGCGUUAAUGAGGAAUGUAUAUUUUACUGCCAGUCUCACAGGAGAGACUGAGGAAGGUUUAAUUUCAAAAAUGCCCCAUUUUGUUCUCAAAAUCACUUGUAGUUAUCUCCUAAGGUUUUUUCAGUUGCUCAGUCUUUCUAAAAUUUUCCUCCUUUAAGUCUUUCUUAGGCAGAUCCAUUUAGCAGUGUGGGGCAGUAUACAAGCUUAGCAAGUAUUAGGAAGUAGCAAAUAGGAACACAUUCUGUGUUGAUCAGCUUUUACCACGUGGCCGUGAUCUUGGAGCAUGGGCCCACUGGGUAUAGCACUGAUAGUAACAAGAGCCCUGUAGCUUCAUGGCACAGAGGGGUGCAGCUAUAGAUGAAACAGAGCACCUGUCUUAACAUCUUUCAGGGGAGCAUCUCACUCAAUGUAGGCAAUUUUAAUAGGUUAUUUGGCAGGAUGUGACUACAGAUAGAGUCUUUGACCUGAAAAGGUUUCGUUUGCUAACCUUUUUCCCCCAAACUAAGCCCUUAAAAAAAAAAAAAAAAAACUAU
Molecule: messenger RNA, 24816 nt
Organism: Loxodonta africana (African savanna elephant)
Lineage: Eukaryota; Metazoa; Chordata; Mammalia; Proboscidea; Elephantidae
Product: homeobox protein engrailed-1-like
Exons: 2
Coding region: 1-933 (310 amino acids)
Source: RefSeq, a predicted model, not a curated record